AAGUCGCGCAAACUACAGGUAGCACCCGGUAGAGCCACUCUUCGCACCGGUACCGUACACUAACCGUACCGCUUCGGCCGAAAGCAAGCAGUACCGAGCGACGGCGACGCCGGCGGCAACGCGUCUUCGCAUUGCGCUACAUCGCGAAAAAUGGAGGUUAUGUCCUUCCGAUUCGGGGUGCUACUUGUGUGACAGUUGAGGGUGCGAACGAUGGCUGCCGUGCAACAGAGGGCGGGGAGUAAUAGGAGGAAACAUCGGAGUAAUUGCGCUCUCAGGAUAAGUGCAAAUACUCAAAUGGACAACGAUGUUACCCCUGUAUACCUAGCAGCCCAAGAAGGACACCUGGAGGUCCUGAAAUUCCUAGUCCUAGAGGCAGGAGGGUCUCUCUAUGUUAGAGCCAAAGAUGGAAUGGCUCCUAUUCAUGCUGCCAGCCAAAUGGGAUGUCUCAACUGCGUGAAAUGGAUGAUUCAAGACCAGGGUGUCGAUCCCAACCUGCGAGAUGGUGACGGAGCUACUCCCCUCCACUUUGCUGCAUCCCGAGGACAUUUGGAGACAGUUCGUUGGCUGCUGAAGCAUGGCGCUCGGCUGUCAUUGGAUAAGUUUGGCAAGAGUCCAAUUAAUGAUGCAGCUGAGAAUCAGCAAGUGGAAUGCCUGAACGUUCUGGUACAACACGGUACAACACCAGAUUAUGACGACACUACAGAACGGAAUAGUACUGGGAAACCUUGUUCUUGUACAAGAAAGAAUGAAAAAUUCAAAAAGGGUAACGUUACCAGCGAUUGUGCCACUUGCAAACCAAAGACGACAAGCAACGGCACCAGCAACAACAUCAACAGCACCAUUACCAGCACGGCAACUGCAAAUGGCAACAACCACACCCCUACGAGCACAGAACCGUUUUUCCUCCAUCCACCGCUCAGCGACAGGUCUCUAGAACCAGCGCAUGCCACUGAAAAUGGAUUGUACAUAAACCCAAUGACCAAACAUAGGAACAGUGCAUCAAGCAGUUCAGAGAGCAGCUGUAGUGGAAGCGUGAAUGGAGAGUCGUUUUACCUUCAUAAUCCCCAAGAAGUUAUUUACAAUAGAGUUAAAGACCUUUUCGAAGCACCAGCUCAAAGACAGUCUCUCUCAGCUCUGACAGUGAAAGUCGAAGUUCACUCUAGCAGCAGUGGAGCAGGAUCAGAUGAAAACCUUUCAUCCUCUGAUCUAUCAGAACGAUCCGGCGACCAUGAGCAUGAUUAUGAAGACAUCUAUCUGGUGCGAGAAGAUGCGAACAAGAAAGGGCUCGAAGAUAAAGAACGAAAAAAUAGUCGCUCUCAGUCCCGAGACUCUGGCUCACACAGCAGAUCAGGUUCAGUAAGUUCCUCAAACUCCGGCUGUAAUGUAGUAGUGAAAGUAACGAAUGGCAAAGAAGAGAAAAGCCCUCCAUUCAAGACAAAUGAGUUCCUGCCUAAACCACAAAAGAUCGAGAAGAUAGAAAAGAAGGUUGUGAAGAAAGAAGAGGAGGAUAAAAGUAACAAUCAGAACAAUGACCACAACAUUUCUGCGACCUCAUCAUCACCCUCCCAGCAACCACCAUCUCCGCCAACUUCAUCCCCUCCAGAACGUCACCCUCAACCCCAAUCCCAAUCAACUCCCGACUCCUCCCCAAAAUCCAAAUUAACCUCCCGGCACUCUCUUCCUCCUCCCAAAACCCAACCAACCAAUCAACUUCGUCCAUUGCAACGUCUGGAGUCUGCACCACCACCUCCGCCGCCUCUGCCUUUGGUGAUGCCUGCUCCGGAGGAUGACGAACCUAGGGGAGCGGAGAUCGUCGAGGUUGUUGAGGAACCUACCAUUAGGCCGUCGGACGUUGUUAAGGGGAUGUGUAGCAGCAUGUCGGCCCUAUCCGCGAGACGUCUGAACUCCUCAUGCUCGGACCUGACCAUCGUCAGUCUAGACCCGGAAACCAUCAGUGGUGGAGGCACCAUUUCGUCCAGUGGCGGCGUCAGUGGGGUGCACUUGGUGAACAAGCAACGGGUGCUGCCCUUCGUGCCCCCGUCAUUCCCCGGCAGCAACAGCAACAACCUUAUCAAGCCUUCGGAAUACUUGAAGAGUAUCAGCGAUAAAAGGAGUUCAGUGUCGUCCAGCAGGAGUUUGAGUGAGAGCGAAGACGGAGGACCUAUUUUGCAGAACGGUUGGCACAAUCGCCCCGCAAUUCCUACACUGGAAGAUAAGAAGGAGGGCAGCGUAGGUCCCCCUCCACCUCCGCUGCCCGAUUUCCAGGAAAAUGAGGGUAGCACCGAGAAAAACGCUGUGGAACCCAACACAAGGAGACAGGAUCAACCGCUAUCAGCAAUCAGUAUUCAGGACCUCAAUUCAGUCCAGCUGAAGCGUACCCUAGGAGAUAAAACAGUUGCCUCAAAAACGUUCUCUGCGCCCACUAGGAGUAUGAGCCUUCAGUGCCUUCAAAGUGAACCUUACUUAGCCCAGAAGACAGACCUGAUCGCUGAGCUCAAGAUGUCCAGGGAUAUCGUUGGCAUUAAGAAGAUGAAAAUGGAAAGAGCUAAGACGGAAGAAAGCAAGGAAAAAGAAAUCUUUACUGAAAUAUCCAGACAGUUCACAACUACAAGAUUUGUUGAUAAGGUGCCAGAGAAAGACAACACAGGAAACUUGAUUCCAGCGUGGAAGAGACAGAUGCUGGCCAAAAAAGCUGCAGAAAAAGCCAGGAAGGAACUUGAAGAACAGUUGCUACGAGAAGCCGAAGAGAAACGACUGCAGGCCAUACCACAAUGGAAAAGGCAACUGUUGAUGAGGAAGGAAGAGGCGGAAACUAGGAUGAGGAGCACCCUUUAUACUCCAAAAGUGGUAGAUGAACCAAAAGUCGCGAGAAUUAUCGACGCAACAAAGGAAAAUCAACCUACAGCUACCGAGACAGCAAAAGACGAUAACAACAAUGAAGAAACUGCGCCUGCCAAACAAGAGAGUUCGAGUGAAAGCAAUGAGCAGUCAGACGAGGAACCUGUGAACAUUAUACCUUGGAGGGCUCAGCUGAGGAAAACGAACAGCAAAUUAAAUCUUUUAGAUUAAGAGCUUUAAUUCAAUUAUGUUUAUACCAUAUCAGAUAAGGAUACCAGAAGCAGACAUGCUCUCAUGGAAUAUUAUAACGGUUUGUUCAUAUCAUGAAAUUCAUCAUGGAAAUUGUGCAAGGGAAGGGAUGAAAUGAAUUUAAAUCUUCUGAAACACUGACUCCAGAGUUACACCUCAAUCGAAAACGUAAGAGGUAUUUUUAUGAAAUUAUUUAAAUAAUACAUUCAGGACUACUCACCCAUAAUUCAAACUGCACUUUCACCAUUUAAUGUAAUCCUAUGCAAGCGUUAUAAUAAUUUAUGGGACAAAGGCAUCGCGAAACUAUUGAAAUUGAUUUUGCACUACGUAUAGAAAAUACAAGAAAUGUGUCAGUUGCCAUUAAGAUCCUUUUUUCAUAUGGCUGUAAACUCCGUGGAUGGACCUUAUUUAAGUGUACUAUACAGCAAGUUCGAUAUCACUAAGAAAUAAGUUCAAGGAAAGUUUUACACCACUUAGUAAUUACGAGUACAUGUACACUUAGUAUUAAAUAUCUCAAUCUGCUCCCGAAAGCAGCGCUGAUUAUUUGUAUGUUUACUAAAAUUUAUCAAUUUCUAGUAGUAAAGCUGUAUGAUUAUCUUUUAUUGAUUAUGACAGUGAUAUUUUAUUUUAGUGUUCAGUAUUGAUAUUCCUUUUCGUAGAUAAUAUAUAAGAUGUAUGCAAUAGUAAAGGUGCUCAAUAUUUUAUGAUAGUGCAUUUUUAUAUUCUUUUAUUGUAUAAAGUGUACAUUCUUUGUCAUGUUAAAACUAUAGUCUAUUUAAAUACAGGGUGUCCCAAAAGUGAUUGAUCGAACAAUACGGGGUGAUAUUGAGGUCAUUUCUAAUCAGUAAAACCAUAGAUGUCCAUACGCGAUUGUUCACAGUUUUUGAGUUAACGCCAUUUUGAAGAAUUUCUAGAAAACCGCUACUUUUGAGGCUGCACCUUUCUUCCCGAAAUUGUCUUGUUAUUUCUCAAUUCACUAUGGUUAUAUGGGUUUCGAUAUUCUUCAGCAGAAAAUUGAGCAUUCCCCUAGCACAAUUCAUAAAUAGAGUGCGCUUCUGAGUAUUCUUGUGACGAGUACGGCGUCUUGCAAUCGCAAUAAUAUAAUCACACAAGUGUAAUGACUGACAUUAUCCCUGCAACCCAUUUAUAGUAUUGACGUUUAUUAUCCUAUACAUAUUUCAUUACCGUACUUGCAGUACAAAAGGCAAAAUUACGCUUAAUCCGAUUGUGCUAUACUUAAAUUAACUGGAUUAUUUCCUCAACGAUCACUUGAUAGCAUAUUCUGCAAAGCUGAUUGAUACGAGUAAAUAACAAAAGAUAAUUUUAGAAAAUAGAUUACAGGCUCAGAAGUAGCGAUUUUCUACAAAUUCCUCAAAUUAGCGAUAAUUCAAAGUCAGUGCGCUGUCGGAUCAGAAUAACUGUACAUGUUUUUUUAUUGAAUAUAAGCCCCUAACACCUGCGUUGAUUUGACCGAUGACUUUUGGAACACCUAGAAUAUUAUAUACAGGGUAUUCUAGAAAUAACACACCAGAGUGACACGGGAGGUAGAUUGGCUUCAGAUCAAUCAGAUAAAAUCAACAUAACCUUAGUAAAAGUUUUCUAGUUUUCGAGAUACUGCUACUUUUGAGUUUUUCCAAAAAAUCCUUAAUGUUUGCUUCUUUUUGUCUGUAAUGGCUAUAAAAAAAUUCUAACCUAUGAUUUUUUCCUGGGCUACCAUUAAUACUUGGUUGAGACAACCAAGUAUUUUUUUCAUUGAAAACUAGCAUGGUAUGAUGAAAAAAAACUAAAUUAUUACAUUUGGUUUCAAUGAAAAAACCUUGACUACGAUUUUACUAAUUACCGUGAAAAAAUGUACCAGACUGAAUUUGCAAAUGACCUUAAAAAUUAGCUAUUGGAUGCUCUUUUAUAAAUAGUAUAAUAAUCUAUCUAUAAUAAACAACAGGCAAAAAAGGAACAAAAAGUAUGGAUUUUUUGAAAAAACUUAAGAGUGGAAAUAUGUCGAAAACUAGAAAACUUUUACUAAGGUCAUGUUGAUUUUAUCUGAUUGGUCUGAAGCCAAUCUACCUCCCGUGUCACUCUGCCGUGUUAUUUCUGAGUCACCCUGUAUAUAUAGUUUAUACGCUACUAUAAGUAAAUCACAGAAUAUUAGCACAAUUCGAAAGAUUCCGUUAUUAACGUCAGCAUUCAUAUUAUACCCGGUAUACUAAAGUGGAUUUCGAAUUAAAAUGAUGUUUGCAGUAGUGUUAGUGCUCGUGUCAUCACGUGAAUAUUUUGUUAUGCUCCUUAUCCUCGGCAAAAAAGCUUUUAGGUUUUGGUUUUAUAGAAUUUCAACUAUUUACCAUACUAAUGUAAUAUUUGUAAUAAAGCUAUUCCCA
Acanthoscelides obtectus is the source of this 5462-nucleotide messenger RNA. The record is from the annotation of a GenBank genome assembly. NCBI's taxonomy places the organism in Eukaryota, Metazoa, Arthropoda, Insecta, Coleoptera, Chrysomelidae.